Molecule: messenger RNA, 2628 nt
Organism: Brassica napus (rape)
Lineage: Eukaryota; Viridiplantae; Streptophyta; Magnoliopsida; Brassicales; Brassicaceae
Product: putative two-component response regulator-like APRR4
Exons: 4
Coding region: 114-1013 (299 amino acids)
Biological process (GO): phosphorelay signal transduction system; cytokinin-activated signaling pathway
Molecular function (GO): DNA binding
Source: RefSeq, a predicted model, not a curated record
GAGAUAAAUAUCAGAAUUUUAUUGUUUUAAAGGGGGUAAGCAAAGCAUCUUUGGCGGAUUUACAUGACUACAUCAUAAAAACACGCAGCUUUUUCCUGCAGCCGUCAAUAAGAAUGCUUCAGAAAUGGAAAGCUAGUGGUGACCAAAGUGGUGGUCCAGAUAGAGAUUUACCAAACUCUCCCGAUAUGUUUUCUGGCAACUUUCCCGAGGGUUUGCGGGUGCUAUUGUUUGAUGAAGAUCGACAAUAUCUUCAUAUAUUGGAGAAACAUCUCGAAGAGUUUCAAUACGAAGUGACUACAUGCCACGAAGAGGAAAGAGCUAUGUAUCUACUCUGCAACCAUAGGAAUAUGUUCGACAUUGCUAUAAUGGAAGCACACAAUCUAGAGGGGAAAAUAUUCCGGUUAAUCUCGGAAAUUGGAUCUGAAAUAGAUAUUCCAAUCAUUAUAACAUCCCAAGACGAUUCAAGAGAAUCUGUGACCAAAUGGAUGAGGAACGGUGCAUGUGACUAUCUCAUAAAACCGAUAAGACCAGAAGAUCUACGUUUGAUUUAUAAAUACUUGGUAAAGAAGAUGGAACUAAGGGGUAUCACGGUUGCCGAAGAGGCAGAAGAGAAAGCAGCAGCUGAGAAGUCAUCCUCUGUGGGAGAUUCCACCAUAAGAAGCCCUAACAGGAGAAAAAGAAACAUGUUACAAACAGACGAGGAGGAUCCAGAUCAUAAUCGUGAUUCCGCCACGAAGAAAAGGCGAGUGGUGUGGGAUGAUUAUCUUAACGGCAAGUUUUUGGAUGCAGUGAAUUCCCUUGGCAACAAUGAUGUUGUUCCCAAGAAAAUUUUGGAGAGAAUGAAUGUUAGUAGCCUCACCCGAGAAAACGUAGCCAGCCAUCUCCAGGUAUCGUUUCUUCUUAUACUACCACCACGGCGAUGCUUUGUUAGAUUUUCAGAAGCCCAACUUUGUGAAUAUAGGAUUACCCCAAAAAAUUGCACCUUGGAUAUUAAGAUAUGGAUUCAGACUUGAAAUAUAAAGAUAUCCUAGUGGAUGCAAAACUUUUAUAAUAGAGGCUUUUACCCUUUGCAUAAGUUCUCGUGAACCUCACCUACAAAUCUUUAACUAUUAUUAGAUUAAAAAUAUUGUAAACAGAAAUUAUAAAUAGCAUUGAUAUAUUCCGUACUCUAACCAUUUUAUAGCAUCAUAUGUGACCGUAGACUUUAAUCUGCAUAUUGUAACGUUCCGACUGUCCAUGGUUACUGGGCCGCCACGCCCUCUCACUCGGCUGCGAGACUCUAUCCCGUCUAAUGGACGGUGCACUAAUUUUUCGGAGGCUCAAAAUCAUUGUUUAUUGAUCAUGCAAUUACCACAUAACAUUUUUCUGUGUUUUGUGACAAUAAACUAUAAAUAGCAUCGAUAUAUUCUGUACUCUAACCAUUUUGUAGCAUCAUAUGUGAUUGUAGACUUUAUCUGCAUAUUGUAACGUCCCGGCCACCAUGCCUUCUCACUCGGCCUGUGGACUCCUCCAUCCCGUCUGAUGGACGGUGCAUUAAUUUUUCGGAGGCUCGAAAUUAUUGUUUAUUGAUCAUGCAAUCACCACAUCACAUUUUUCCGUGCUUUGGCCUCACUCGCACAAUAUCGCGAAUCACUUUCUCAUAGGUCACCCACCCUUUCACUAUUCUAGUUCAAGCACGCUUAACGCUGGAGUUCUAAACGGAUGUGUGUCGAAAAAGGUAAGCGACACUUUGGUAACAUAGGUUGCCAAAUCAAUUCUCUUAUGCCUUUCCGCAUAUACCAGAAAUCAUGAUGUUACAAUUCACCCUCACAAAGCGCAACGCCCCCGUUGCGCAUCAUGACAGGUCUCAAGACGCCUCCCGGUUCAGAACCGAGAUAGCUAAAAUGUCUCUGAUACCACUCACGUAUGCUCAAUCGGCACGUGGACCUCAUCCCUUCUGACGGACGGUUCGUUAAUUUUUUGGAAGCUCAAAAUCAUUGUUUACUGACCCUGCAAUCACCACAUAAAAUUUUUCUGUGCUUUGGCCCCAGUUGCACGAUAUCGAGAAUCAUUUUUCGAUAGGUCACCCAUCUUUUCACUACUCUAGCUCAAGCACGGUUAACUCUAGAGUUCUAAACAGAUGUGUGCCGGAAAAAGUAAGCACACUUUUGGUGACAUGGAUAGCCAAAUCAAUUCUUUUAAAGCAUUGCCAUAUAUCUACUUCAUGAAGAAAUUAUUGGUGGGUUCACCAAGUCAUGUUCCAUGUUCGAUUUCAUUCCCAUACUUCCUUUCUAUGAAAGGAGAAGACUUCUCGGCUUCUACGUCGGGCAAGUGUUCCAGCUUUUACACCGUCUUGUUAUCUUAUGUAGCGGUCUGUACGGGGCUUGAAGAUGCAAGCGAGAGUACUUCGGUUUAUCUCGUUGGUGAAAACUGGGUCUCAACGUCACUUGUGACUAACUUUCAGCUCUCCAACUUUGUCGUGAAGCUCUUAUCGACGAAUUCAAGCUUUGCUUUGAAUUCGCUGUCAUUUUCUCAUGAAGACCUAUCUAUUUUAGCUUCGUUUGCUUAUGUAGUUUAUGCUUUUAAUCAAAGAGGAUGUUUGAUUCCCUCUAGUUGUACGGUUGUACCCAAAAACAUUGAAGUUUAAUG